GCUGAGAGGACUUGGAACAUCGGUCAGUAGCAUAUAGAGGGAUGCACGCCUCUCUCAGAAGAUUAUCCUCACACUCAAUGGUUCAGAUCACCAAUCACAACGAUGCAAAGGAGAAGAAACACAAUGGAGAACCCUUUAUUCUAUUCAUCGCACAGCCAGCAUCACGGAUGGAUUCAAGUCUCAGAUAUGAGGGGUCCUGCAGGCCACUGGAUGUCAUGUGGUCACCCGUGUGCUGAACGCGCCGUGUGGAACCCCAAAUUCUGCGUGGUCACCGACUAUCAGAUGCUGCUGCUGGACAAAGAGGAGGUGCACCCUCUGCUCCUGCAGGAAAAGAGGACGGACACCUGCAGAUCCAGACUGCUGCGUCGCACCAUCAGCGUUCCCGUGGAGACGCAGUUCCCAGAGUUCCAGUGUCAUCUCUCAGUGGACAACAACUCUCCACCUGAGAAAACAGGGCGGAGACGUAGCAUGCCAGGCUCCGCCCCUGACAAACCCCCGCCCGCAAUGGAGCCCACUGCCGCCGCUGCUACACCCUUCAGAGUCACAGGGUUUUUGAGUCGCAGGUUAAAGGGCUCGAUAAAGCGGACUAAGAGUCAGCCUAAACUGGACAGGAACAGCAGUUUCAGACACAUCCUGCCAGGCUUCAGACCAGUGGACAACGACAGGUCUCAUCUGAUGCCCAGGCUGAAGGAGUCGCGUUCUCACGAGUCUUUGCUCAGUCCCAGCAGUGCAGUAGAAGCUCUGGACCUCAGCAUGGAGGAGGAGGUCCUUAUUAAACCAGUGCACAGCUCCAUCCUCGGGCAAGAUUACUGCUUUGAGGUGAGCACCUCCACAGGUAGUAAGUGCUUUUCCUGUCGCUCAGCCGCAGAGAGAGACAAAUGGAUGGAGAACCUGCGACGGGCCAUCCACCCCAAUAAGGACAACAGUCGGCGGGUGGAGAAUACGCUCCAGCUGUGGAUCAUCGAAGCUAAGGACCUUCCGGCCAAGAAAAAGUACUUCUGCGAGCUCUGCUUGGACGACGGCCUCUAUGCCCGCACCACCUGCAAGCUGAAGACAGAUAACGUCUUCUGGGGUGAACACUUUGAGUUCAAUAACCUCCCCGCGGUCCAGAACAUCACCGUCCACCUCUACAGGGACUCGGAUAAGAAGAAGAAAAAGGACAAGAACAACUACGUGGGUCUGGUGAGCAUUCCAGUGGUGAAUGUCACGAGCAGGCAGCUGGUCGAGAAGUGGUACCCGGUUAGCCAACCCAAUCCAGGGAAAGGGAAAACGGCUGGCCCCAUGGUCCGCAUCAAGGCCCGGUACCAGAGCAUGAACAUCCUGCCCAUGGAGCUCUACAAAGAGUUUGCAGAGUACACCACCAACAACUACAUGCUGCUCUGCUCUGUGCUGGAGCCGGUCAUCAGCGUCAAGAACAAGGAGGAGAUGGCCUGUGCUCUGGUGCACAUCUUACAGAGCACCGGCAAAGCAAAGGACUUCCUGACGGACCUGAUGAUGUCUGAGGUGGAUCGAUGCGGAGAGAAUGAGCACCUGAUCUUUAGAGAGAACACGCUAGGCACUAAAGCUAUCGAGGAGUACCUCAAACUGGUAGGACAGAAGUAUCUGCAAGAUGCACUGGGUGAGUUUAUAAAGGCUCUGUAUGAGUCUGAUGAGAACUGCGAGGUGGACCCAUCCAAAUGUUCAUCUAGCGAUCUAGCUGAACAUCAGAGCAACCUCAGGAUGUGCUGUGAGCUGGCUUUCUGCAAGAUCAUUGAGUCUUACCGUGUCUUUCCACGGGAACUUAAGGAGGUGUUUGCGUCGUGGAGACAGGAAUGCGGAAAUCGAGGGCGACCGGAUAUCAGCGAGCGUCUUAUCAGCGCCUCGUUGUUUUUGCGUUUUCUGUGUCCGGCAAUCAUGUCGCCUUCUCUCUUCAACUUGACGCAGGAGUAUCCAGACGACCGCACUGCUCGUACACUCACUCUUAUCGCCAAGGUUACACAGAACCUCGCAAACUUCACCAAGUUUGGUAAUAAGGAGGAGUACAUGUCCUUCAUGAAUCAGUUCUUGGAGCAGGAGUGGACCAACAUGCAGCGCUUCCUGCUGGAGAUCUCAAACCCAGAGACCAUCUCAAAUACUGCAGGCUUCGAGGGCUACAUUGACCUGGGCCGUGAGCUCUCCACCUUGCACUCCCUUCUAGCUGAGGUGGUGUCCCAAAUGGACCAGAGUGCUACCUCCAAGCUUGGCCCAUUACCUAGAAUACUGAGAGACGUACAUGGAGCGUUAACAAACCCAUCGAACAUACAGAUAAGCGUUCCUUCUGAUCGCGUGCCAUCCCCUCCUGCCCCUGGAUGCAGCAUCUCCAGUGGAUUACAAAAGAUGGCCAUCGACAGUGACCUACCAGGCCCAAUGGACUUCACUCGCCUUCCUUCCCCCACCCCUGAAAACAAAGACCUCUUCUUUGUUACACGCUCUUCUGGCCUCCAGGGCUCCCCUGCCCGUAGCUCAAGCUACUCCGAGGCUAACGAACCCGAGCUGGGGCUUGCCAAUGGUGGCAAGAGCCUGUCCAUGGUAGACCUGCAGGAAGCGGCCAGGGCGUUAGAACCCAUUGCCAUCCCGGUAGGGAUCACUUCAGAAGGUUUAGGUGAGGGUGCCAUGGUUCCCUGGAAUGCACGGACUCCCCAAGGCAACGUUGCCGGAGGCCCUACUCUUCACAGGCCAGGACAGACUCCCACUACCCCAGGAGCAGAAGGGGCCCCAGGCAGGCCUACACAGCUUUUGGCCCCACUAUCCUUUCAGAAUCCAGUGUACCAGAUGGCAGCAGGGUUGCCCGUGUCAGCUAGAGGGAAUGCGAGUGGGGAUUCUGGGUCGGAGUGUCACAGCUCUGUCAGUUCCCAUAGCAACAACGAGGAGGGUCUUGGAGGAACCAAACACACGUUCCUUACCCAGGGGGCUUCGGUGGGGGAAGAGUUCGCAAGGCGUUCGGGAGAUUUCUCGAGACGACAGCUAUCGCUAACUGAUGCGCAGCACGGAAACCAACCCACGGUUCCACGGCAGAGCAGCGCUGGUCCGCAGCGGCGCAUUGACCAGCCACCACCACCCUCACAGACUGCACCCAGAGGAAGAACUCCACCCAAUCUAUUGAACUCCACCCCCUACCCGCGGCCACCUAAUAACACCGUGAUGUCUUCAUCACCCGACUGGCCUGGGAACGGUGCACGGCUUCGACAGCAGAGCUCCUCCUCUAAGGGGGACAGUCCCGAAACAAAGCAUCGCGCACCACAUAAACAGGCCCCAUCCCCAGUGAACCCCAGCGCACUGGACCGUACCGCUGCCUGGUUGAUGAAUGUGCCAUAUAUAGAGCAGGAGUCUGAGACGGAGCUUUGCAGAGAUGAGCACACACAAGCUGAAAAGUAUCAGGCGGAGAUCAGUAUGCUACAAGAGCGACUGCGUGCAUCGGUGCAGAGGCUGGAAGAAUACGAAGCCCGGAUCAAGGGACAAGAGGAACAGGCUCAGAAAAUGUUGCUGGAGUAUCAGGCCCGACUGGACGAGUCCGAGGAGAGAUUGAGACGGCAACAGGAAGACAAAGAUCUGCAGAUGAAGGGCAUCAUAAGCAGGUUGAUGUCUGUGGAGGAAGAGCUGAAGAAGGAUCAUACCGAUAUGCAGGCAGUGAUUGACUCCAAACAGAAAAUCAUUGAUGCGCAGGAGAAACGGAUAGCAUCUCUGGACGCGGCUAAUGCGAGGCUAAUGAGCGCCCUGUCACAGCUGAAGGAGCGCUACAGCAUGCAGACGCGGAACGGGAUCUCUCCCACCAACCCCACCAAGCUGCAGAUCACGGAGAACGGGGAGUUUCGCAACAGCUCCAACUGCUAAACGGAGACGCCCCGGAUCCGCAAAAGAGAGACGGAACGAAGACGGAGGACAGGAGCGAGCGUGCAGAUGUUCUGUAAGUGAACACUGGGAGAAAUGCUGCAGGUGAAGAUACUGAACACUGACCUGUGACGGUCCGCAAAGCGAUUGUAUGGAAACACGGAGCAAGAUCCGCUUUAAGCAUCCGCCGGUGAGACUACUGUUCAAGUACUUCAUGUUAGGACGCACCACUAGACAUACAUUCGUGUUUCACAACAACUAACUGUAAAAUAAACAAAACAAAAAAAAAAAUGAUGCAGCUAACACGGUGACAUUAUACAGAUACUAGGACCUUCUAGCCUGCAAAAAAGUCAUUUUGCUUGCUUUAAAAUAGGUGUUCUUCAUACAGCCUUUGAAAAAAAGAAACUAGAUUUUGUCACAUUAAUUUAUAAUGGUCUCUUCGUUAAUAUGAAACGACUGAAACUACAGAAAGAGCAACUCUAAUGUGGAGAAAUUAGCGCUCUCCUCCAUAUCUCUCUUCCUGUUUCUGUUUCUCCCUACAUAGUGCACUUUGUCUCUCCAUCAUGAGAAGCCUUAAAAUGUUGCAUCAGAAAUAUCCCUGUCUUUAUUUUAUUGUUACAGUUCAGAUGAAUAUCUAUGAUAGAUAGAUUAUGAUGUGCAUAGUUUUCAAAAAAAAAAAAAUAAAUAUAUAUAUAUAUAUAUAUAUAUAUAUAUAUAUAUAUAUAUAUAUAUAUAUUACAUCCUCCUUCCACAAUUUUUCGUUUUUCUUCAGAUAUGCCAAGAUUUUGAAUUUAGCACAGACUGCUCAGGCAGAGCAGAAUGAAUGUUUUAGACAGUAAACCGGACUGAAAUGAUUUUAGUUUGAAGUUUCGAGAACUGCCUUGUGUAGCUCAUGAUUUCUUCCCGUUUGGGAGAGGUUUUUUUUGUGUGUGUGUGUGUGUGUGCUCGUGCAUGUUUUCUUCAUGGGUUUUUCUUCUCCAUUCUAAUUGUUUUAAGCCUUUUUUAAGUCAUUUGUACAAGUGUGUUUAUUUUUGUACGCGUUGCCUCUUCGGUCCAAAUUGCUGCACACUUUACAUUUCAGCAUUUAGAGUUUGUAUAUUUUUGUAUUUAAUAACGUAUGUGUGGACUCUUUUGCAUUUAUCAUGUUCGGCACUGAGGUGCAGCGCGGAGCUGCUCUUUUCCUUUAAUUCAUCAGUCUUUGAGGAAGUGAGACGCAUGCACGUCGUUAUUUUGAUGCAGAGAGAUACAUUAUAAGACGGCCUGUCAUGGGAUGUUAUUUUUAAAGGGAAUCCUCUCUGUAUGUGGGCUCUGUGAUGGAGUAUUACGUGAAUAAGUUAAUAUUAAUAUAUGUAUAUUAAUAUAUAUAAAGCAAGGUUCACAGGAACUGCAAAGCCAAUGGCGGCUGAAAUGUAGUAUCAGAUCGAGACGCAGCAAUCUAACAAGCACACACACACACAUCUCUCCCCGGCUCCUCAAACGCUUUGAAGACUAUGCACUUUUCCCUUUGCCGUGUCCACUUGGGUUUACUUCACUCUACAAACAUGUAGCGAACUCAAGGUGCUCCUUAUUAUCAUCAAGCCAGGGAUGCUUUAAGUUGUCGUUCAGUUUAAUUUGUAGCAUUAUCGUUUGCGCCACUGUAGCCAUACACUAUAAACAAAGGUGCACAUGCAAUGUAAAUGUCAUGACAUAGGCCCGUGUCACACACCGCUUCCAAACACUCGCUCAUUCGAUGCCCUGGUAAAGUCAUUUUGCAUGUAAUGCUUCAACGCUGUCUGCACGAGGCAGAUUGGUAUCUAGAGCUAUUUAAAAUUCAUUUGAUCAACUUUUAAACGUGGCUUGGGGAUCGUGUUGUUGCACAAAGGGAACCAAUAUUUAUUUUUCACAAGUUUUCUCUUACAGACGCGGAUGUCAGCUUCUCUGUUUGUUCAUGUUCUGUUUUUAAUGAGGUCUGAGGUUUCGCAGAGUCAUUACGUCUAUUUUCAUCCACAUGAGAAGCUACUAGCAAGUUAAAAAAAAAAAAAAGGAAUAGUAGUUUAGAACCGUGUUGAAUGAAAAAGACUUUCGCUGUCGUCUCGGUUCUUUUCAUCUGAUGUGUCUUUAUCUGGCUUCAUUUCAGUUCUCGAACUUUAGGAAACUUUUGCAAGUAAAUCUAUUUGGCAUCUUUUUCUUUUUUUUUUUCUUCUCCGAGCAGUCAAUGUGAAAUAGUAGCUAUGUGAAAUAAAUAAUAUAAAGAUAUACAAAUAUAUAAAUGAAAUACCUACGAUAUGUUGUAUGUUUUAUAAUCCUUGUAGAAAAGAAUUUUGUAAGUAUGUUUAAAGUAAAGUAUUGGCUGGACUCUUGCCAUGUUUUAGGACAGUGACAAGAACAAUAAUGUACAGAGAAAUUUGUCCAUGUUAAGAACUAUUCAAUUGUGGCUGUGCAAUUUAUGUACAUUUGCAACUAGAAUAAUUAAAGUUUUAUUUAGUUAUUUUA
Molecule: messenger RNA, 6318 nt
Organism: Puntigrus tetrazona (Sumatra barb)
Lineage: Eukaryota; Metazoa; Chordata; Actinopteri; Cypriniformes; Cyprinidae
Gene: dab2ipb
Product: DAB2 interacting protein b
Exons: 18
Coding region: 103-3849 (1248 amino acids)
Biological process (GO): regulation of GTPase activity
Source: RefSeq, a predicted model, not a curated record